Messenger RNA from Drosophila sechellia, 4269 nucleotides. It is a transcript of the gene Patr-1, whose product is annotated as Protein associated with topo II related - 1. Gene Ontology annotation, cellular component: P-body. Bases 76 to 2991 code for a protein of 971 amino acids. Gene Ontology annotation, molecular function: RNA binding. The transcript is spliced from 5 exons. Gene Ontology annotation, biological process: P-body assembly; deadenylation-dependent decapping of nuclear-transcribed mRNA. Lineage: Eukaryota; Metazoa; Arthropoda; Insecta; Diptera; Drosophilidae. The record is from RefSeq and is a predicted model, not a curated record.
CAGCUCUACUGCUGAGGUGACAACUUGUCACUGACAAGUCAUGAUAAUUUUUUGUAAAGCAAUAGAUUUAUCGCCAUGGAUGACUCGUUUUUCGGAUUUGACACGAAUCUACCGGACGAAGAUGGUGGCGAUGGACGCAUCGUCGAGGCGGAAUACGAUGCCCUCAAUGACGAAACCUUUGGAUCCGCGAUAAAUGGCGACUGGGAGGAAGCCCAUGAGACGAUGGUACGCCUGGGCGGGAAUGGCGAAAGGGUGCGGAAGCGACCCGCGGAAUGUAGUGGGAAUACGGAUUUUGCCGAUCAGGGAAAUGGUGCCUUCCUGCGAUACGCUAAUCCGCUAUCAUCGGCGCCCUCUUCAAGCGGCUCAACUCCGGCCCCUUUGAAUGCCCCAUUCCGACAGUCUCGUCACAUAGGCGACUCGGACUUGGAGCUGAACAUUUCCUCAAUGAAGUUGGACGACAUGGACCUGUCCUCUUUCACCACUGACAGCGAAGCCGGUGGCCUGAGCAACCGCAUUAAGCUGGACUCCGGGGUUUGGGGAUCACAGCCGUUUCCCAACAACCAAAAUUUGUUCCGCGAGCCUAUGCGCAGCGCCUUCAAGCAGCAGCAACAUCAGCAGCACCACCCACAACAAAUGAAGCCCCCACAGGAAGCGAAUGCCAACUUUGCACUGACUCCACAGCCUUUUCCUAAAAUAACAACUCUCGAGGAUAUAGAACGCAAUAUGAUCAUUCAGCAGGCCAUUCCGAAACAACAGCAGCAAAGUCAGCAACAGGCGGAACGCAAAAUGUUCGAUGAUUUUAGUCUGGGUAACAGGCAGCAGGUGCCGACACCAACCAUGUUGCAGCAACAGAUGUUGCAGCAGCAGCAGCAUCAACAGAAACAACAGUCGCAGCAGCAGCCGCCACAACAAGCGCAUCACAAGGUACCCCCUGGCUUCUUGGGCACGCCGCACACCUCUCCACCGAGGCCAAAUUUGGGUUUCCCCGGACCCCAUCCACUGCCCGAGCUACUGCCCACGCCAUCGUCGCAGCAACAACUGAACGGUAUGGGUGGCAACCGAGUACCGCCCGGAUUUAUUUACCCGCAAGGUCUGCCUGGGAAUAUUCCGCAAUUGCCUCAGCAUCCUCUAAUGCAGCAGCACAUGCCGCCCAACUUUCCACUGCCCGGCGGCAACCAGCGACCUCUUCCCAAUCCGCACGCUCUACCCACGGCCCUGAACAAUUUUGCUAUGCAUCCGAGCUUCAAUGCGAUGCGUGCCGCUGGGAUGCAUCCAGGGGCUUUUAUGCAACCACCCCAUCCGCACCAGAUGCAGCCACCGCGAAUGCCGCCGCACCCGCUGCAAGCUGCCACAAGUCUAUUAGGGCAGCAGCCACCGAACUCCAUGUAUAACAUGUUCAACAUGCGACUAGUGCAAGAGAUCCAGCAGAACCAUCCGCUGCUUCAACAGGCUGCUGUGGUACGCCAAAUGCAACAGAGCAGAGCAGGAUCCGUGGCCAGCGAUCGACAGAGGUCGCAGGCGCAACAGCAGCAACAAGGACGACGUCCAGAUGGUACAGGAAAUUACCCGCUGGAAGAGUACGAUGAAUAUGCCAACCUUAUGAGCACGCGCGACAAACACUGGCUAAUCGGAAUCCAGCUUUCGCAGCUGAACACGGACACGCCGUAUAUCGACGACUAUUACUACACGGUGUUCAGGGAGCGCAAGGCCCAACAGAACGGGCAAAUGCGCAACAGUCAGGCGCACAAGGACAACCAGUUGAAUCAUCCGCUUACCCAGCCACGCGGCCAUGCCCAGCUUAUUCUCGUACAGUUGGGCAACAAGAAUGGUACUCGCAAUGGACAUGGACGUGAGCGACGCAACUCGGAGAACGCCAACAGCACGUCAGGCAGCACGAACAAUGGAUUAGGUGGUAACAACAACAACCUUACAGGCUAUAUAUUCUCACCGCUAAAGUUCGAGAACUCACUGGGAAAGCUACAGUACGGAAGUGUGACAGCUCCGCGAAAAAUUAUUGAUGCUGACAUUAUGAGUGGUGAAUCAAAUACCGCCGCUGAAGCCAACGCAACUUCUUCAUCAACUAGCUCGACUCCGCUGCCCAUCUCCGCAAGCCAUGAUGUAAAUCCCAGCAGCAUGCGCAAGUCGCGUCACAUUUUGCUUCUGAUUGAAACGCUGUAUCGCUAUCUGCUAAAGUUAGAGGAUUUGGAAAGCCCAGAAGUGAUGGCCACCAUUGAGCUGAAAAAGAAAAAGGAAGCCGAACGGAUCGCAGCCCUUGAGCAGCUGGAAAUGGCCAAUAAAACGCCCGAAGAACGCGCUGCUGAAGCCGCCAAUCCACAAACCAUGAAUCCGCAACUAAAGAACAAGUUCAACUAUGAGGUGGAGACUAAAGCUGCGUUGGUCAAUAAAUUAAAGGCAGGUCUGGCCUUCGACAAGGUGAUCGCCAUGAUGAAUGUGCGCAAGGGAAAGAUUCUUAUUAGACGCAUAAUGCCCUUUAUUGCCGAUCAAAGCAUUCGCUGGGUCGUAUGGAGCGGCGUCUUCUGUUCCCUACAAACAGUGGUGAAAAAGGACAAGGACGACGUUGAGGGCGUCUUGUACGCUCUUUACCCAGAGUUUAAAAAACACGUUAACAAAGCUACUUUCGAACUCCUAGUGAGCAUUUCAUCUGCUAUUACGCUGAAUGACAAGAAACUGGCUGGAAUUUUCUGCAGUCGCUUUGGGAUUCUUUCGCUGGUUGCCCUGAUACUUCGUGCCGAGGAAAUCUACGUUUCGCGAACUGACGCUACUCUAAGCGAGGAGAACAGGCAAAAAUGGCGGGAAUUUUUGGCGCAGGUUGCAUCCUGCCUCAAUCGCACUAUUCAAAACCAGACCAUCUCGGCAGCCAUUGAGUCGGAUGCAAUUCAGCCGCUUAUGGACCACUUUGAAAGGUUUAAAGAUCUUAAACUGGAUGCACUCUUAGCAUUAAUAACUGAAGCCAGGCAUCAAAUUGAUUAGGUUGCAUUGACGGAUUUUCAUUUAACUUGAUUGAAGCGUUUCAAAUAAUUGUGAAAUUAUAUAGCCAGCCGAGUUCACUUUGCUUUGUAUAGAAUAUGUAUCCAAAACUUACAUAUGUAUGAUCGUUUUUACAUUUACGCAUACUACACAAAAAUAUUGAUACAGGGUAUAUAAAUCUCAUACUGAAAUUGAGAAAGUACUCGACUGUCAAUAAAUUUUGAUAAUAGUUUGUUAGAAACGUUCUUUUAUCCAAAAUUGUGUGCACUGUACAAGAAAGGUAGAGAGAGGAAAUCAUGUUUUAUAAAUAUAAUAUCGAAUGGUAGGUUUUGCUCAUUGUACAUACUUAUAUCAUUUUAUAUUCGAUAAGGAGUACUUUUCCGGCAUUUUCUGUAGAGAUUUAUAAAGAAUAAUUCACCCCGCAAAUUAUUCUUUUUUUUUGUCAUCGAAUUAACAACUGGGCUUUCCUAUAUCUUGUAACCACGAUUGUAAAAGAAAUAUCAUAAAUGCGUUAAUUUAAAAGCACCGAUCUAAUGCGCGAUCCAUGCAUACUCAUUUAAAUGUGCAUCCUUAAGUAUCUGCUUAUUUUCUGGUAAUUGUAAAUAUCGGUUUAAUGAAAUUUUUACUAUAAUACCUUUUGGGUUUCAUUGAAUCAAAUUUGUGCAAGACCCAUUAAAUAUAGUCGAGACAUUCAGCAUAAAUGUGUACUAAAUAAUUAGCAUUGUGACAGGUGCAGCCGUAUUUAUUAUAACAAAAUGAUCAAAAUUGUGAUACAUUUUGACUUUUAAACAUAAACGAAAUUCCGAUGAUCGGAAAGAAUUAGUUUAACACGCAAAUACAAAUUUGAAAUUAGAAAACAGCAAUUUUCAUAAAACUUCUGUAACGCAACGGAUAGAUAUUUGUUGUAAGAAUCCGUUGUGGAGCAUUUUAAUUUUAUUUCGUUUUUAAUUGUAUCUACAUCAUCAUGCAAUGUUGUUAAAUUCAUUUUUUUUUUAUUGAAAUUUAUGUUUUGUAUCUGAAGAAAAUUCUACUCGACUGCAAACGUUUUGCAAAUACUUUAAAACUAUGCUUUUUUAGCAAACAAGAGUCAAAAUACGAUAGCUGUCUAAGAUUGCAAACACAUAUACAAUAAUUGUAGUUUAAUUUGUAUUUAUCACAUACAAACACUUCAAACCUUUUCCUAUACUUAUGUUCGCUGAUUCAAAAGUAAAUUUUUUUAAAUUGAUUUAAUUUCCGAGAGUAUAAUAAAUAAAACAUACCAUUUCACAGAACACACCGAAA